Messenger RNA from Prorocentrum cordatum, 1474 nucleotides. NCBI's taxonomy places the organism in Eukaryota, Dinophyceae, Prorocentrales, Prorocentraceae. The record is from the annotation of a GenBank genome assembly.
CCGCUGCUCGCUGCGGGCUGGCCUGGGCCCUGCUCGCCGCUCGGCCGCGUGCUGCCGAGGGCGAGGCGCGCCGGAGUGCCCUCGGCCGCGGGUGGGGUCGCGCAGAGCCGGGCCAGUCGCAGCGCUCGUGGGCGGUGCGCUCGACGGCCAGACUUCUUCGGCGGGGAGGGGGGUCGAAAUAUUGGAACAUCUGGGGAAUCUUUUUAUUUGUGUGUAUUUAUUUGCGUGUCCCAGGGCCCCUUCAAUUUCCUCGCGCCUCGGGCCGAGAGCUUACUCUUCGAUUUGACGUCUUUCGCCGCGCACGAUUCAUGCAGAAUUUCUCGCGCGCAUGCGCUGAAGCCUGAGGAUGCUCCACCCAGAGCGUGCGGCACAGUGGCGGAUGCUUUGAACAACAUAGGCCACGACGGUUCUGUUUUGCGUCUCGAUCUUUUUUACUGGUUGCCUUGGCUUCUGCCGGUUUCGCCAUCGUCGUUGCGAGGUGACUGGUAGAUCUUUGCUCCACUUUGCGGGGCUGCUGGUAACGAUUUCCAUGCUUGUGCGAGCAUUGCGUAACCGCGCAGGCUGUGACGCGCUCUGUCGAGGGCCACUGGCCACUUGUGCGGUCUUACUCUUUGCUGGCGGAGUGGUUCCUAGUGCCUGGGCUGUUUGAGCCAAGAGCUUCGGAACAACAGCACCAAGCUCCUCGCUCGCAGAACGUAUUUUUUUUGCAUAGAGGGCCGCAAGCAUACUUCGUUGGCGAAAUGCGUAACAUCGAUCUCAACACGGCCAGGCAGCAUGCGGCGUGCAUUUAUCACAUCCGCAUUUGUGAUUUUGCGCCAACUCAUUCCAUCCACGACUUCAUUCAGCACGCUUAGCAGUUAAUAGCAAUCUCACCACUCAUUCUAAGAUUGUUCGCUCUUCUCUGACGUCCGAGCCUUCUGAGAAGGCCCACAACCUCUCGCUUCCCCCCAGGGUCUUCACGUUUCCACUCCUCGCGUCUCGGGCCGAGAGCCUGCUCUUUGACUUGAGGUCUGUCGCCGCGCACGAUUCCUGCAGCAUUUCGCGCAUGGCGCGUGGCGGAUGCUUUGAACCAACUAUGCCACGACGGUUCUGUCGUGCGUCACUAUUGCCUUUAGUGGCUUCCUGGUUUCUGCCCGUUUCGCCAUCGUCGUUGCGAGGUGACUGGUCUGUCUCGUGAGAUUUGUGCCUCAUCUCGCGGGGCUGUUGGUGACGAUAUCCAUGCUUCUGCGAGCAUUUCGUAACGGCGCAGGCUGUAGCACGGUCUGUCGAAGGCCUACUCUGGGCACUAGCACGGUCUCACUCUUUUUUGUCGGAGUGGUUUCUAGCGCCUAAGCGCUUUGAGCCAAGAGUUUCGGAACAACAACACAGGGCCACAAGCACACCUCGUUGGCGACAUGCAUAAAAGUUCAUCUCGGCAUGGCCAGACAGCAUGCGGCAUGCUUUUGUCUCGUCCGCAUGUAUAAUUCGUCACCAG